UGUGUAGGCGGGGGGAACGGAAAGAUGGCGACUCCCAGGACUGUGUGGAAGUCUCGGCCCGGGUUCUUUGUGCGGGAUGGCCGGGUUUCGAGCGUGUUUUCGGGCAGGGCGGGAGUCUGCCUGGCGCUGGCUGUGUUUCUGGCGGCGGUGGAGCGGAGCUGCGGGAAUAACGCCUACGAGCCAGAGGAGUUUCUGAAGCGCGAGUACUCGCUCACCAAGCCGUACCAAGGUCUGGGAUCCUCCACCACUUCUCACUGGGAGUUGAUGGGAAAUGCGAUGAUCAUGCCGGAGCACGUACGGCUGACCCCAGACCUGCAGAGCCGACAGGGAGCCGUGUGGAGUCGCCUGCCAUUCUAUGUGAGGGACUGGGAGAUACAGGUGCAUUUUAAAAUCCACGGUCAGGGAAAGAAGAACCUGAACGGAGACGGACUCGCCCUGUGGUUGACCAAAGAGCGCAUGCAGAUUGGGCCGGUGUUUGGGAACAUUAACUAUUUCACUGGUCUGGGAAUAUUUGUGGACACUUAUCCUAAUGAAGACAAACAUCAGGAGAGGUCGUUUCCCUUCAUCUCUGCGAUGGUGGGGAACGGGUCAGUGGCGUAUGAUCACGAUCGGGACGGAAGGAACGUGGAUCUGGGCGGCUGCUCUGCUUCCGUCCGUAACGUGGACUACGACACGUUCCUGCUGAUCAGAUACAUCAGAAACACGCUGACGAUCAUGAUGGAUGUAGAAGGGAAGCAGGAGUGGAAGGACUGUCUGGAGGUGCCUGGUGUCCACAUGCCUCAGGGAUACUUCUUCGGAGCCUCGUCCGUCACUGGAGAUCUGUCAGAUAAUCAUGACCUGAUCUCCUUUAAGCUGUUUGAGCUGGCGGUGGAGCGCACUCUGGAGGAGCUGGAGAACGAGGAGGAGGUUCUGAUACCCAGCGUGGACUACAGAGACAUCCCAGUGGAGGUGGUGGAUGAAGGCAUGGGCGUGCUCUCUAUCUUUUUCCUGUUCAUUUUCUCUGUGGUGGGGCUGGUCCUGCUCAUCGUGGCUCUGCUCCUCAUCCACCAGCGCUGGAAGGAUCGCAGCCGCAAGCGUUUCUACUGAGAGAGAGAGAGAGAGAGAGAGAGAGAGAAUGAUGGAGAGAGGGAGAAAGAAAGAGAGAGAGAGAGAGGUCUACUGUGAGUGUGAGGAGUUUAAAGACCAAACUCGUCCUGAAGUCUCUCCUCACUGCUGCAACAAACUGACCAUACCUCUGAAGCCCAGAGUAGACAAAGAAGAGCCAUACCUGACCUCUACUGAUACAAACCAGCCGUCGCCCCUCCCUCUGUCACUUCUUACUGUGUGUGUGUGUGUGUGUGUGUGUGUGUCUGUCUGUCUGUCUGUCUGUCUGUGUGUGCGUGUGAAUGUGUGCGUUGGUUUAAUCUGUGUGCUGGAUCUGCACUGGCCCAAUCUCCCAUGAAGCAGAAGAUAAAUGUGGGAGGAAUGAAUGCAGUUCUCCUUUUUCUUUUAAUGCUGUUCUGAUCAAACAAUUCAACUCCAGAUGAAGAAAGGAUUUAACCCUAAAGAGCCCAUGGUGACGUACAUGUGUCGCAGACCUUUUGCUUUAAAAGCUGUGUAAAAUUCCUUUCAGCACUUCGUCUCUCCUUUACUAUAACACAUGAAAUCCUUUACUGACAAAUGGUGAACAUCCUGAGAGCAUCACUACAGGAGAGAGCGUGUGAAUCUGUGUCUUAUUUACAGAAUAUAUAAAUGCUUUAAAGUUAGAGCUGGAGAUAAAACUAAACUAGCUCCUUUUAAAAAAAGUGGAUUUAAGCUUCUACAGCUCUGUUCCAACUAAUGUAACUUGUCAAACUCGUAUUUUUCGCACUAUAAUAAGCACAAAAUUGUUUUUAAUUUUCCCAAAAGAAAAUUUACCAGGUAUUAAGGAGCAGUUAAACCACUCUGCUGAAGGUAUACAGAGUUAUACAGGUGUUUUAGUUAGUUUCAGUUUAGUUCUCCAGUACCGGUGCUGGAGUAGCAUUAGCAUUAGCCACUAACCGCUAACCACUAUUUCCCUGUUCAGAGUUUAUUAUUAUUGCUAGCUGGGGUUAGGAGCAGACUACUGGCUACAGGCCAAUAAAAUAAGCCUUAGAGCUGGAGAAAUUGGUUAAUCUUAAGCGUACUAUAAACAAACUUUAAAAGAAGGUCUUUGUUUUGUUUUGUUUUGUUUACUUAGCUUAGCUUUACUUAACUUAGUUAGCUACCCCCCCCCCCCCACCACCACACAGCGGCAAGAUCUGAAUUAGAAGUUCUUUGUAGUGUCUCUUAAAAUGCGCCUUAUAAUCUGAUGCGCCUUCUGUAUGAAAAUAGACCAGAAAAUAAACAUUCAUUGAUGGUGCUCCUUAUAAUCUGGUGCGCCUUAUAGUAUGAAAAAUAUGAUGAUAAUAAUACAGUAUAAAAAAAAAUUCUAAUUUAAUCCUAAAAUGUUUACAGUCAUGUUCCCACAAUAAGAAACGAACAAAACUCAAUUGAUCUGAUUUCAGUUUCUUUACAUUUAAAGGGUCUGGGCUCUUAUGGGUUAAACAAAGUGCUGCUCUCUGCCAAAACACCACUGUUCACCCGCCGCUAACCUUUAGCAUCGCUUUAGUCUUUUCUCGUCAAUAUGUUUUAGAAAUUUGAGUAGCAGUUCCUGGGGAAGUCCAGUUUCCCCUCGGUAUGAAAUCUGCAUAAUGCAGAGGAUGAGAUGUAGACGGAUUCAGAGUGGGUUUGGUUUGAAAUUGUUCACUACAGAAAAGCCUAAACUUAGUGGUUGGCAUGUGCCUACCAGCGCUGGGGUCCUGGGUUCAAGUCCUUAUCUGAGUGCAGUCUCCAUUUUCUCCUCAAAAUCUGUUUGGGUUUCCUCCAAGGACUUUGGUUUCCAAAAACAUGGAGAUAAAUUACUACGCUACUACUCUAAAUCAAGAUGGACAGUCAUUUCCGGUUGAGAGUAUGCUGUGUGUGAUUGGCUGCUGCCUCUCAUUGGUGUGUGUUGGUUGGUUGAGUACUGAUGUAAAUUGUAAUUGUAAGCAUCUGUGGGAGCCUAGAAAGCCAAAAUAGUGCUAUAUAAAGUAGCAAAAGUAACUAAAAGUAAAGCCAGUUAAUUGCUAUGUAUUGUCAUAAUUAAGGUCCCUGGUGGUAAAGUUGAAAAAGCUUAUGUGUUUUCUUUGGGGAUCCCAAAUGUUCUCAAAACUCUCUAGAUCUAGUUCGAAUCUCCAGGUAAUUCUGCUUUGCCAUCAGCAGCCGGAGUCAGAGAGAGCAUAAUGGGCAAUGCUAUCUCUGUAUGACUGCAUCAGCAGCCAGAAUCAGAGAGAGCACAAUUGUCUAGGCUAGGUUUGGGUUCAUUAUAAUUAUUUUAUAUUAUAUCACAAACAGCACCUGAUCUUUGUGAGGCUUCUGAUUUUCUGACUUUGUGUUUCUUUAAAAAUGAGCAUCUCAAACCAAACCCUCUCUGAAUAACUUUCCUUAAUUUAAUCAAAUUAAAAUGUGAACAGAUUUAUUUUUUCUUUCUCUUUUUCUUGUUUCUUUUUUUAUUCAGUAGAAUUUCCCUUUAAUAAUAGAGGUAAUAAUGUGCAGAAUAAUCGUAUGUCUUUAUGUUCAUUGUUUUUUGUUUCUUUUUUAAAGUUAGCAAUAAAUUAAUUUAGUUUUUAAAUACGGUUAUUUUGCUCUGUGAGAAGUGAAGUGCACUGAAGUGAACUGGAUGGUAAUUGUGUGCACGUGUUCUAAUCCUCUUUUAAGUGUCUUUAUUUCUGUUUUGUUUUUUUGGUUAAUGUAGUGAAAUCAGCCAAUCAGAGGACCGGAUCAGAAAGCAAGCUGAAGCCGGAUUCACUAAAAUCUCUUAAGAAAGAAAUUCUUUUUAUAUGUACUUUUUUUUUCUGUCAUAAUUAAUAAUUGUUUUUGGUGUGUUCUGAUUGGACGUGCUAGGUCGGCAGGGUUUGCUAAUUUAAAGAGGCCUUUAAUUGAAUAUUAGAGCUGUGAACAAACAAAUUGAAACUGCGUAAUGCUGCUACAGGACCUCACUUUUGGGGUCUUGUUGCUGUGCUCUGCUUGCACAAAUCAAAUUUUUGUGUUUAAAGAGAACUCCAGCGUUUUUUGGUACAGCGGUAAUCAGCAGGAUUCGCCAAAACACCUGUGAAUUUAAAAGCUAGCCUUAAACAAAAAUUCUAAACGUUAGCAAAUAUGCUAAUCGAGAAUCAGUGAUGUUAACCUGAGCAAAUUCACUAACCUCCAGCGGAUGUAGAAAACAAUACAGUACAGAUUUUUUAACUCAUCAAGAGUUAAUCACUUGAAUUUCUUGUCUCUUAAUGUAAAGGUUUGAGAGCAUCAGUUAAAGUAAAGUAGUGAAGAGGUAGAGUUACAGGUAUACAGUGAAUAGUGAAUAUUUGAGUAAUGUUCGAAUCCAGGUUAUGAGAAGCAAGAAAUACUCAACUAAAUAGAAAAAAGACUUUAAGAAAUGAAGAACUUUUGAAAGUAUCUUCAAGUGCUGAUUCAAAAAAAGACAGUCAAAAAACAUCAUGAUGAAACUGGCACUCAUCAGGAUGGCUUUGAUGCACAGGAUUAAUUAGAGCUUUUGUGGUAAAUGUGGAUUAGGAGGCUAUAAAUAAUUUCGGAGCUAUAAUUAAUAAAUGUUAACUACUAUCUUUUCGUUAGCUAAGGUGAGCUAAGGGGAUCGACUACAAACUAAUGUGAAAGUGAACUUUUUUGCUAAUGUGAUAAAUCUGACAGUUUUGAACAUGCAUGCAUGCUAAGCUCUAGCUAAUCCACUAAACCCUGAUUAAUUUAUGCGUUAGCUGUAAACUAACACUGUCUUUUAUAAGAAACAGGUUCAUCAGAUAUAGAAGUAGACUAAAAAAAAACGUUGGAGUUCUCUUUCUAGGAAUAGCACCUGCUAACUAUAGACGAACUACAGACGUGUGUCCAGAUAUGGAGGAUAUGGACGGAUGUCCAGAGCUGUUGUGUUGAUAUUAUUGCUGUAGUCUGGAGUUUAUAUCUCUUUGGAUUUAUGAUAAUAAUAAUAAUAAUAAUAAGAAGAAGAAGAAUAUGAACAAGAGAGAUUGUGUGUUUUACAUCCUGAAUUCUUAAGCCAUUGUGAGUUUAAAUGAGUAAAAUGUCAGUUUUAAACUAAAUGCAUAAAUGUUUAAAUUAAAUGUUUGCAACCAAAUACUGGAGCAGAUCUGUAGCGAAACAGGCCUUACGUCACUGAUGGGCACUAAUAGUGUCCACCCAGUUAAUUUUCAAUGCAAAGAUAUAUUGUCCUCAGUCAUCAACUGUUUACGUGAAUUCUGUUGAUUUUUUAAUAUAUAUAAUUUAUAACUCAAUUUGUAACUACUGCAGUAUCAAGAAAAAUCCAAACAGCAAAAAGACUCUUUUGUUUUUGGGUCAAAGUCUCGUCUUUCAUUUAAAGCAACUCUCAGAAUCAGAUUUGUCCUAGUGUGUGUGUGUGUUGGUGUGUCCAAUACAUUGAAGAUGAAUAAAAGAUGAUUUUUUUUUUCAUAAA
Molecule: messenger RNA, 5494 nt
Organism: Astyanax mexicanus (Mexican tetra)
Lineage: Eukaryota; Metazoa; Chordata; Actinopteri; Characiformes; Acestrorhamphidae
Gene: lman2lb
Product: lectin, mannose-binding 2-like b
Exons: 8
Coding region: 25-1086 (353 amino acids)
Biological process (GO): endoplasmic reticulum to Golgi vesicle-mediated transport; Golgi organization; endoplasmic reticulum organization
Cellular component (GO): endoplasmic reticulum membrane; endoplasmic reticulum-Golgi intermediate compartment; Golgi membrane
Molecular function (GO): D-mannose binding
Source: RefSeq, a predicted model, not a curated record